Messenger RNA from Microplitis mediator, 979 nucleotides. RefSeq lists its product as uncharacterized. Lineage: Eukaryota; Metazoa; Arthropoda; Insecta; Hymenoptera; Braconidae. Bases 238 to 765 code for a protein of 175 amino acids. The record is from RefSeq and is a predicted model, not a curated record. The transcript is spliced from 3 exons.
UAUCGGUCUUCACCGAAAAUCAUCUCGUAAUUUUCUGACAGCAACAGACGAGCCAUCUGUUAAAAUUUACUUUUAUUUCGGUUUAGAAUAAACAAAAAAUAAGCCGCGAUGUGAACUUGUGAUAGUUUUUUAUUAAUUUUUAAUUCAAUUUCAAAUUCAAUAGACAAAAGUGGGGAUUUUUAAGCAUCGAUUUAUUAAUAAAAAUUUUUGACUGAUAAAUAUUUUUAGAAAAUAAAAAUGGAAAUAAAAAUAUUUAAAAUAACUUUAUUUUUAAUUUACGUAAAUUUAUUAAGAGUUAAGACUGAUAGAGUUAAUAAUUCAAUUAUGACAACUCAAAAUACAGAUAUAGCUACGACAGAAUCUUAUAGGCAAUCACGAGUAUAUAGACGCGGGCACGAUCAUGAUCACGAUGAAGAUGAUGAUCACGAUAAUCAAGAAGAUAUGGAUCACAUGGACGUAAACGACGACAUGGAUUCAAAAUCCCUAGCGGAGUCUAAAGGGGAAUAUUGGGGCGGCUAUUACGACUUCCUCAUAAACGAAGGGAGCUACAAAUUUUGGGCUGUAUUUCAACUUGCCACCGCUGCGCUCCUCAUAUACAGCGGUUUCGCGGCUCUUUACUACGCCAAGGUUAAUCCAUCGACCACUGAUGACUACGAGGAUUAUUUUCUCCGCAGAAGAAAGCGUCAUAUUAGCGACACGCUUUUUUACAUCGACGGUCCGACAUUCCAGAGGAUUAUCGACGCAUUGGAAAAUAAUAUUCAUUAACUCUUAUAUAAUCUUAUAUUAUAUAUUAUGCAUUAGUAAUUUAAUUUUCAUCCGAUAAUUUAUUUAUUUUUAAACGAAUAAAAGUUUUUGUCUAAUUUUCGUUUCUUUUAAUUACUCGGCCGAUUUGCUAUGCCAGGAGAUUCAUUUUUGCUCUACAGUCUUUUUGUUUAUUUUUAUAAAUAUAUUAAUUAAAUUUUAUUUCAUUUUUAUGGAA